AGAUUCCAAUCAGUUGGAACUUCAGUUAGUGGCUCUCGUCCUCUCCCUCUCUUAUCCUUCUCUCUCUCUCUCUCUCUCUCGCCUGUGCUCUCCUCUCAGCUCGGAGCCGACGACUCAGUGCCGGAGCUCGGCCCGAUGGCGCUGUUGAGCCAGCAGCUGCAGCGGUUCCUCCUGACCGGACUCAGCCACGACUCGAGCUCCAAAUCAAGCGUCAGGACAAGCAUAUCGAUCGACAACAAUAAAUCGAGGACCCUAUGCUGCUCUGCCAUUGCCAUCGAUGCUCCCUCUUCCCUGGCGGGGGUGUCGGGGAUCCGGUGGGGGUAUAAGAGCCUGCAAGGUCUGCGCGACGAGAUGGAGGACGAUGUAGUCGUGCGGUCGGACGGACUGGAAGGAUUCACCUUCGCCGCCGUCUUUGAUGGCCACGGUGGUUUCUCUGCCGUCAAUUUCCUAAGGGAUGAGCUGUUUAAAGAAUGCGUCCUGUCGUUGCAAGGAGGUCUGCUCCUAAGUAAGAAAGACAUCAGUGCCAUCAGAGAGGCAUUGCGGAAGGCCUUUGUCAAAGCCGAUUCGAAACUAUUGACUUGGCUCGAGGCAAUGCCAGAGGAAGAUGAAUCAGGUUCAACAGCCACCGUCAUGUUCUUAGGGAAUGAUUCUCUGAUCAUUUCCCAUGUUGGCGAUUCAUGUGUGGUUCUAUCUCGUUCUGGAAAAGCCGAAGUCUUAACAGAUCCUCAUCGGCCUUAUGGAAGCAAUAAGAUUUCUCUGAAUGAAAUCAGAAGAAUCAGAGAAGCAGGUGGAUGGGUUGUCAACGGAAGGAUCUGCGGCGACAUCUCUGUUUCUCGAGCUUUUGGUGACAUACGAUACAAGACAAAGAAAAAUGAGAUGCUGAAGAAGGGAGUUGAGGAAGGGAGGUGGUCUGAAAAGUUUGUGUCCCGCAUCCAGUUCAAUGACGACUUGGUCAUUGCAUCUCCUGAAGUAUACAAUGUAGCUCUCAGUUCAGACACAGAGUUCGUAGUGUUGGCAUCUGAUGGCUUAUGGGACUAUAUGAACAGCUCAGAGGCCAUCGACUUGGUGAGGAAUCAACUUCGCCAGCAUGGAGAUGUUCAACUGGCAACUGAAGCUCUCGCACAAGCAGCCCUGGACCGACGCUCUCAAGACAAUGUUAGCAUUGUCAUUGCCGAUUUAGGAAGAACCGAUUGGCAAAAUUUGCCACUGCAGAAACAGAAUCUAUUCUACGAAAUGUUUCAAGCAUUGGCGACUAUCGGAAUCGUGACGGCUGGUAUCUGGAUGAGUUCUCUACUUGCUGCAUGAAACAAGAGACUUCUGAAGAUGUAUAUAAAACCAAAACAUAGAUCUUAUCAUCAGUUUUGUUUGUUCCACACAGUCAUAUGAUUGUAAAUACCUCCUUAUUUAGUGCUACUUAAAUAGACCAGCAAAGAAUGGAAGAUUAAAAAGGAAAAUGCAAUGUACAGUUGCUAACCAA
This is a messenger RNA of Punica granatum (pomegranate), 1477 nucleotides long. Lineage: Eukaryota; Viridiplantae; Streptophyta; Magnoliopsida; Myrtales; Lythraceae. The record is from RefSeq and is a predicted model, not a curated record.